CGUUUGAUUCCACUGUCGAUUUAAUCAUCUUAAUUAAUGGCCGGAAGGGCUGCGACGUCGUCGGCGAAAUGGGCGAGAGAGUUUUUGUUCAGAAGAGUCUCGUCGAAUCCUCUUGGAGCUACCCGAAACUGUUCUUCGGUUCCUGGAGCUUCUUCUGCACCUAAAGUUCCUCAUUUUUCCAAGAAAGGAAGGAUAUUGACAGGAGCUACCAUUGGUCUGGCCAUAGCUGGAGGAGCUUAUGUGAGUACUGCAGAUGAAGCAACCUUCUGUGGGUGGCUAUUCAACGCAACAAAGGUUGUGAAUCCUUUCUUUGCUCUUCUGGAUGCUGAGUUUGCACAUAAGCUUGCUGUUUCGGCUGCGGCUCGGGGGUGGGUACCUAGAGAAAAGAGGCCUGAUCCAGCAAUCUUGGGACUUGAAGUUUGGGGAAGGAAAUUCUCAAACCCGAUUGGGCUUGCUGCUGGAUUUGACAAAAACGCUGAGGCUACCGAAGGACUGCUAGGAAUGGGAUUUGGCUUUGUUGAGGUGGGCUCCGUAACUCCUGUUCCACAAGAAGGUAAUCCGAAACCACGCAUCUUCAGAUUAAGCCAAGAAGGAGCUAUUAUCAAUAGGUGUGGAUUUAAUAGCGAAGGGAUUGUUGUCGUGGCAAAACGGUUGGGUGCUCAACAUGGUAAAAGAAUGUUGGCGGAAACAUCAGGAACUUCGUCAUCUCCAAGUGAUGAUGUAAAACCAGGGGGAAAAUCUGGACCUGGUAUUCUUGGGGUCAACCUUGGAAAGAACAAGACGAGUGAGGAUGCUGCUGCUGACUAUGUCCAAGGAGUUCAUAACUUAUCCCAGUAUGCUGAUUACUUGGUGAUCAAUGUUUCAUCACCCAACACUGCAGGGCUGCGCAUGCUUCAGGGAAGAAAACAGUUGAAGGACCUUGUAAAGAAGGUUCAAGCUGCUCGGGAUGAGAUGCAAUGGGGUGAUGAAGGUCCUCCUCCUCUUCUUGUGAAGAUUGCUCCUGAUCUGUCCAGAGGAGAGCUUGAAGAUAUUGCAGCGGUGGCUCUUGCUCUGCACUUGGAUGGGCUGAUCAUAUCAAAUACAACAGUCUCAAGGCCAGAUCCUGUAAGCAACAACCCCGUGGCAACAGAAGCAGGUGGUUUGAGCGGGAAACCGCUCUUUCCUCUCUCCACCAACAUGUUGAGAGAUAUGUACACUUUGACACGAGGAAAGAUUCCAUUGAUAGGCUGUGGUGGGGUUAGUAGUGGUGAGGAUGCUUACAAGAAAAUAAGAGCUGGAGCUACUCUUGUUCAGCUGUACACGGGAUUUGCGUAUGGAGGACCCGCCCUUAUCCCACAAAUAAAGGAGGAACUGGUGAAAUGCUUAGAAAGGGAUGGCUUCAAGUCUAUCCAUGAAGCAAUUGGUGCGGAUCACAGAUGAUAAAACUCAAAGAGCAAUACGCAAGGAGAGAUUCCUUUUCUUAAAACAACAAAACAAAGUAGUAUUUAGUUU
This is a messenger RNA of Arabidopsis arenosa, 1491 nucleotides long. The record is from the annotation of a GenBank genome assembly. Lineage: Eukaryota; Viridiplantae; Streptophyta; Magnoliopsida; Brassicales; Brassicaceae.